AUGGUGACAGAGGUGCGAGGGUUCACCGACCCACAGAAGGAGCAGUACUUCAGGAAGAGGUUCACAGACCAGGCCACAGCCGUCAUCUCCCACAUCAAGAGCGUCCGCAGCCUCCACAUCAUGAGCCACCUGCCGAUCUUCUGCUGGAUCCUCUCCACAGUUCUACAGAAGCUUCUGGAACAAACAGAGGAACCAGAGCUGCCCCGGACUCUCACACAGAUGUACAUCCACUUCCUGGUGGUGCAUCUUAAACAGAAGAAUGUCAAAUAUGAUGAGAAACUGGAGGCAGAUUCUGCUUGGUCUCCUGAAAACAGGAAGAUGGAGUUUCUGGCUGCUCUUCACGUCCAUCUGACCUUCUACAGCUCUGGAAAGAACCUGCUGGAGACACCACACUCCUCUGACGGGAACCUGCUGUCUGUCAUAAAAUAUUCAGAGGAGAUUGAGGACUAUUCAGAUACAAAUGAUCACUUCUCAGGUGACUACUCCUUCAAAGCCCCUAAGGCCUUCUACCGCUUUGCUGUGGACCAGGCCUUACAGAGUCCAAAUGGACACCUGGACCUGUUCCUCCGAUUCCUCCUGGGGCUGUCUCUGUCGACCAAUCAGCACCUGCUGCAGGGUCUGGUGACUCACACAGGAAGUGGAUGGAGAAAUCAGAGGCUGCUGCACAGUCUGCGAACUGAUGCAGGGAGUCUGCAGACAAAUGUGGAGACAGUAAAGUACAUCAGACAGAAGCUGAAUGAGGGCGUGUCUGCAGAGAGAAGCCUGAACCUGCUCCACUGUCUGAACGAGCUGAACGACCACAGUCUGGUGCAGGAGAUACAGAAGGUCAUGAGUGAAGGACGUCUCUCUGAUAGAGACAUGUCUCCUGCUGAAUGGACGGCCCUGUGCUUCCUCUUACUGUUAUCAGACUCAGACCUGAAGGAGUUUAAUCUUCAUGAAUAUUGUGCUUCAGAGGACGUCCUCCUGAGGCUGCUGCCUCUUGUGAGAGUUUCAAAAACAGCUUUAUUAAAGCGUUGUCACCUCUCCUCUCGCUGCUGUGCUCCUCUGGCCUCAGUCCUCAGCUCCUCCAGUCUCACACAUCUGGAUCUCAGUGACAACGACGUCCAGGACUCAGGAGUGGAGCUGCUGUGUGCUGGGCUGAAGAGCGCCCCCUGCAGACUGGAGACGCUCAGGUGA
This is a messenger RNA of Boleophthalmus pectinirostris (great blue-spotted mudskipper), 1176 nucleotides long. RefSeq names its product NACHT, LRR and PYD domains-containing protein 3-like. Bases 1 to 1176 code for a protein of 391 amino acids. The transcript is spliced from 4 exons. The record is from RefSeq and is a predicted model, not a curated record. Lineage: Eukaryota; Metazoa; Chordata; Actinopteri; Gobiiformes; Gobiidae. Gene Ontology annotation, molecular function: protein binding.